AUGCGUGAACACCCUCUAAUUCAAGGUCCACCUGAAAGCCGGACUAUUUUGAGAGAUUUUGAUGCGCCAAUAAAUCUGGCAGAGAACUAUGUUCAACGAUUGACAAGUUACCUACAGGUAGAAUCUCAUCAUAGCAAACGUAUUUUUGCACUCACCUGAGAUCAAUUGUAAGGCUUUUGAUGCGUUGUAAGGUUCACUUUUCCUUUCGAAAAGCAGGGAGUAUCUCAACUAAAAGAGUUAGUAUGAAGGUAUCACUGUAAUCCUGCCUUUUUGACAUGUUAAGAUUAAGUUUGUUGUCGGUGUUGCUGCUGUUUAUUUGUUGGUGCUAUCGCUUUUUUCAUUAAAAAAAUACAUUUGUUAGAAUUUGACCGAACAGGCCAAUUAUGAAACACUGUUUCAGGUUUCUCUGAGUGGAAAUUAUACCUUUUAUGUGGCGUGCGACGAUAUGUGUGAGUUAUGGAAGUACGAUGUUACAGAGACAGGCAUCAGAAGAGUUGAAAUAGAAUCUGGGGAAAGUGUAAAGCCAAUUAUUCAUGUUAAAAGGUGGACACAAUAUCUCCAAUGGGACAAGUAAGUGAUGUGCAAGCAGUACAUUACUAUGUUAUUAUUUUGGUGACAUUUUUAGUUAUCCUUAGAGCUGAUAUACUCUAAUUACUUUGUUAUUGAAGGUACCCAGAGCAAACAUCUCCGCCAAUCGUCCUUAAAAAGUGUCGCUUUUAUCGAAUGGUGAUCUUCGGUAGGGAAAAAGGCGGCAACGAUCACAUAUCUGUGGGCAUGCGUAACCCAAAUGGGGAAUAUGAACGGCCUAUUACAGGGGAAAGACUGUUUUGGACUAAACCAGGUAGGGAGAUUCUGAUUCGUUUAUUUGGUUAAAGCAGAGAGAGGAAACGAACAAGGAAACAAAGUUAAGGAGAAAAACAUGAACGGAAAGUGUUUCAAACUAUAAAAAAAGAAGACAAACAAGCACACACAGAAAAAAAACAGACUGUUCAAUAGAACGAGUUAUCUAUGUCUCUCUCUUGGACCCAGACAUCUUUACCAUGAAGCUGAAGCUCAUAACAUCUCCUAGGAGCUACUGGAAUUUCUUUUAUUCGGUGCCACUGAUUAAACAAAGAAACAAAAAAAAAAGACAUGUAUUAGUAGACAAAUAUCGUCAUUUACAAUGCUUUUUUCGAUUGAAGUGUAAAAUUUUGUUUCUCUUCAAAGGGACGCGUAAUCUAGAACUGUCACUUAAGAAUCACAAGACAUCGAUAUCUACCUUCGUUGGGUCAAAGUUACUCAUACAAGGUUGGUUUAUUGGUAUUGUCCUACAUCUACAAGGAUUCUCUCACCUAUAUUGAAAAUAUGGGGAAUCGGGAAGAUUUAAGUGAUCAUGUGAGAAUCAACCCUUCUAAAUUAUAAAGAAAGUAGAAGCUCUCUACUAUCAAGAAAGAUCUUGAUAAGAUAUAAUGGUACUUAAGACUCAUAAAAAAAAAAGUUUUCACUUAACGUCAUUGCGGUCAUACUUUUAACUAAAACAGUGAAAAAACGGCCACUUCGGCGUCCAUAUUACAAAAAAACACAAAAAAAACAAAAACAAAGAACUAAAAAGAAACAGUUUCUUUUGUUCCAAUUUCUUCGCAUAAAUUAUCAUUAUGUGAUUGAAAAAAGUUCUUGGCCGUUACUAUGUGACGUUUCAGAAAUAAAUCAAUUCAGGAAUACCUUUGAGAGAGAUUUCUAAGGAGUUGAAAAAGCCUCAAACAACCUUUUUAUAAGCAUUUGAUGAUUGCUAACUCGGAAGGCGUGGUUAGGAUCAUCUUUACGAGAGGAGGACGGUAGACUAUCAGUUUAAACUUGCGAAUGGAACUUUAAGACGUAGACUGUAGAAUAGGUUCAUCAUACAACAUGUUUGGCCAAAUUAUAGGAUAUUACAAGUUUUGCUGUGAGGGAGUCUAUUGUCCUGAUUGUCCACUGAAACUGAACAUCUCAAGCCUCGGACAAAAUCUAACUCUGAACUCAUCAGUGAGCCUGUCCUGUAUUAACACAUCAUUUGAGGUAGUUUUUAACACGAUCUGUCAACCUGAAAAUUUUAUUGUGAAGGUAAGAAGCUCUCAUUUAAGUAGCUGUGAUCAUUUAAGUGAUGAUUCCUACCACAUUUAUGGCAACAAAAUCAACGAGACACCGUGCCAUGCUUAUUUAUGUGGUGUGAUUGACAGCUAAUUGAGACACUUGAACACUGCGUGUGUUGCAUGACAUAUAAUUCGUUUUGUUGUAUAUGAAUUGUUGCAUAAUUCGUUGUAUUGUACAUAAACUGUGAAUAGACUUAAUUAUAUACAUGAGCCUGCAAUUCUAAGGUUGUAGUUGGCCGCCAUGUUAGUCAGAGAUUUGGUGAUUAAAGCCUUUAAGUUCAGGCAACGUCUUCUCUCGUUUAUAACAAUUUACAAAAUUUGACAAGAAUAUGAAUAAUGAUGAAGUAAAUGAAUGAUAAAUUUUGAAAUUGUAGGGGAUUGUUUUUAUCACUGUUUUUUUUUAUUAACUUGUCAUCGGUAUAAGUAGAAAUACAUUGGUCUUUAACUAUUUAAGAGUGUGUCGAUCCCAUCACCCUAGAAAUAGAAGUAAAACGUAUGUAGUCGAAACUUUGUGUCCUACACUACAUUUUGAAACGAACGAGAGUAGUGCAUUACUUUUGCACUAAUCAGGUUGGAUGAUUACAAAUCUUUUAUUUGAGAAGAACACGGCCUUGAGGUAAAGCAACUUGGUGCAUGCACGAACGAUAAGCCUCACUGAACUGGAAACUGUCAUAUUUGGAAGUAGUACCUAACCCACACGCUGUGAUUAUUUUCAGGCCAGCUAUUCAUUCGUGGAACAUCCAGAGGAAAUUCUCGAGGAGCGAGUUUUGGGACAAGUAGAUCUUAAAGGUAUCUCCUUUUACAGUAUUAUAUAGGAUUACAAGAAUUACCUUGUCUGUGUGAAUCCCGCCGCGUUGCUCUUUAACCACCGCUAACGGAGAUUUAUUUUUUAUGUUUCCUCAAAAGCGGUGGUGCUAGAAGAAUGCUACUUCGAGUCUGGAAAAUGCGACUGGACUAGCCUACAUGCAAAUUCCGAGUGGAAGCUCUUUCCUGGUACGAAAUCUAUAAAAUACUUCAGUAAGCUUAAGAAAAGAAGGGCAGUACUGCGAGCAACAGUUAAGUUUUUUUUUAAAUGACUUGCUUUUCCUGCUAAGAAAGAAAAAUCCUUAGAAUAGAAUUAUUACGCUACAAACCACUCCCUAAAGGAAAUGAAGUUUGAACAAUAAGGCUGAAAUUGAGGAGAUCUGAAUUCAAUUGGCAGACUCUGAUCCUAAAUUCAGAAUCUUUUUGGUUAAACGUCGCAACGAAUAGAAAAAAAGUAUUAAAAUAACGUUUCAUUCUAUGAAAUUCACUGUACAUAUUUUUAUCCUAGGCGAUUUCGCAUACAUUGAUGGCCCUCACAAAGCGCAGUUACAGAGUCCACUAUUACCAUGGGAACCAUUUUAUCGAGUCGUUGGCUUGUGCUUACGGUUCACUUACCGUAUACCUUUUAAAUCAAAGUCAACCAUAAAAGUUCUUCUUCGGGAACCAGGGAAAGAGGAGCUAAUUUUAACAUGGCAGCUUAGGGGAUACCAUGGUAAAGAAUGGUCUGCGGCUGAGGUGUCUUUGCCCGGCGCAGCAGCAGUUCAGGUCAGAAAGUUAUGACGAUGAAAUUUAUUCGAUUGAACUCUUCAUUUAUUUCUGGAGUUCAUAUUUCAUAAUUUUUAAAUGAAUCUUUGACAUUUGCUAUGAUAGGUGAUGAUGCCUACAUUAUUAAUCUCUUUGUCUAGAUUAUAUUUGAGGGAGAAGGCUUUCUUCAUAACCAAGUAAAUGCAGCAAUCAAGAACGUGACUGUAACUACCGAGAAAUGUGACUUGCUACCAUACUUUGCGAAACCAGGUUAUAUUUGCCGGUUUUCUUUUCUUCACUUUUUUUUUGUGUGUUGCUGAUUUUGAACAUGACAAGAUAGAGUAAUUAAACUUAACCAAAAAAAAGGGAACAAUUAUCACUGAUAUCACUGAUUCUUUGAAUUCAGAUAGAAUAAAAAGGUACAUUAAGUUUGCAUGCAUCUGAUGGAUGAUAAAGGAGAAAGAAAGGAAAAAAUCGUAUGUUUUCUUAGCUUUUAUUGAUCACAUUGGAUUUCCAGGUUUUAGUUGCGGGAAUAAACAGUUUCAAUGCAAGAAUGGCGAAUGUGUCAAGGAAAAUUUGCGAUGUGAUGGCGACUCUGCUUGUGCCGAUGAUUCAGAUGAAGAUAAUUGUGAAUGUCCCUACAAUAAGUUCGCUUGUCUGGAUGGAAAAUGUCUUCCAGCUUCAGCUGUAUGUAACGGUAUAAAUGACUGCUCUAAUGGGGAUGAUGAAAAUAACUGCCGUGAGUAAAUCUUCCUUUGCCAUCCACUUUUUGAGUCUUGAUUUAAUUAGAGUGAAACUCACUCUUUUCCCUUCCCAUCUAUAUAUGCUGAGUUGCAUUUCCACAUAGUUUGGAAUUAAUGCUUUUUAGGAAAUAAGUGCCACUUUAAGCAUCACUGUCUUGAUGGAUCAUGCAUUUCUUGGUCAGAGACCUGUAUUCGAGAGCCUUCCUGCAAGGAUGGAACUAAUACACCAUCAGUAUGCGGUAAGUAAGGCAUAGAAAAUGUCUUAACCAACAAAAUUUAUUUUUUGAAAUUACACGUUCUAGUAUCGAAGGCCAGAGAUUUCAGGCCUCUGUCUUGAUCUCUUCGUAAUCCAUUUAUCACUGAAAGAUCACAAAAUAGGCUAUGUGAGCCACAGAUGGACAUGAUCACAAGGUGUUUGAGAUAAAAGCUGCGUCUUCGUGAAAUUAUGGUUAUUAUCUUCAGGUCUACUAGCGUAAUGGACGACAGCGAUGUUUCAAGAAAUGUUCUAACUGCGAGAGGUGUCCAAUAUGUAAAUUUUUGUCCAGAUCGAAUUCUUAUGAACUAGUGAAGACAAAUAAGAAUCUACUAGGGAAGGAAGCUUUCGUUUACGUGGAACCAAAUUCACAACAAAUAAUUAAUUAUGUCGUCAUCAAUUGGCCGAAUUAAUCCUUGGAGGUUGACAAUGAAGUAGGUAGCAUGUUUCAUGGAGUCGAUUACUUGCCUUACAGGAUCUGGGAAAUGCCGCCUUAACGACUUAGCGUGCUCAUCCAAAGAGUCCAAAGGACCAACAAGAUGUAAAUCUUUCAGAAGUAAGUGCAUGGCUUUGUGUUGCCAAUAUAGCGUCUAAAUCAACUCAAAUUUAACGCAGAGACAAGAAUAUUGGUAAUUGUAAGGCACAUGCGCCAGCGAUGGCUUGUCACUGUAGCAUCAGGGGAACGAAGAAAGAAUGCAGGCCGAUGAAUUUCAAUGGUUAUUUAUCGUGAGUCACGAAAAUCCAUGAGGCAUUUCCUAACUGCUGUUAUUUCAAACAGGUUUUUGCAAUUUCGAAAAUGACUUGUGCCAACUUACUCCGGAUAUGAAUGCCACUUUCCAAUGGACCACAGCUUCAGGUGAAACACCAACGGAGAAGACUGGGCCAAGUUACGAUCAUAGCAUGUUAAGCAAAGACGGUAAGAGGUGAAAUGAAAUGUUCGUCUUACGUAGGAAAACAAAUAAUUUUAAUCAAGUUAAAAUAGUGAAUCUCACAUAAAAUCCUUACCUAACUUGUUUUGCAUGGUGCAGUACGCUCAAAUUAGUACGACGGCACAUUCCCAUUGUGACGUCUGUGUUGGGAAAGUUGUGUCUUAUAUUUGUUUGGUGCCGGGGUGUUGUUGAAUAAUAUCAGCUGAAAAUCGAGAAAUGGCGUCACGACAAGCUUUCUACAAUCAAGCGUACACUUUUGCUUUGCGAUCACUCAAACUUUCCUCGAUGCUCUCACAAAAAAGUGAACAUGGCAUAAAUUACACAAAGAAAGUAAUGGAGAACAUUUGUUACUUCAUAGGGUCGUAUAUCUAUAUCGAAGCUUCUCCGCAACGCUUUGGGGACGUAGCAAGGUUGUUAAGCAAAUGGAUGGAACCAAACCAGUCAGCUUGUGUUCAGUUUUGGUAUCAUAUGUACGGGUCAAAUAUCGGUAACCUGAGCUUUUAUCUGAAGACUAAUCAAUCCAAGACAUUGGUUUGGAGACUGUCAAGCGAUCAAGGGGAUCGCUGGAAGUUUGGUCAAUUUUCUCUGAUCAGUGAAAGGGCUCAUAGGGUAAGUUACGCUAAGCUUCCAAACUGCCGUAUCUUUAGUUUGAAACUGUAAUCUUUACUUAUAUUUUUUUCGGCUGGAACUGGUCUCAUUCUCUGAAAAUCUAAUUUAAAAAACAUUUACCAAAGCAUGCACAUAAGUGUAUAUUGAUCGGAAUAUUUCAAGACGGGUUAAUUUAAUGCGCUGAUCUUGGCUUGGUGAUGAGCCGUUCUUGGUAACUCUCUUUCUUUUUUUUUACGUAUUUUGACUUAUAUGGAGAUUGAUAACGUUAAUUAGAAUGUGGUCACAAAUUAUAUAUAUAUUUUUUAUGCUGUUUACAAAGUUUGUCGUAGAAGGAACGACUAGUGGUGGAAGUGAAGGUGACAUUGCAAUAGAUGAUAUGUCUGUACUGGAUGAAAACUGUAAGAAGAUUAUUGCACAAGGUUUGGAUUAAAACGCCUAAGGGGAAAGCAAAGCAAUGGUUUAUUUGCAGCAAAGACGUUACUUGAAAUGACCUUUAACGCCGCUACAGUUCUUUUUAGAAUCUGAAAUAUUUCAAGGCUGCCUCUUUAGUGAUAUUCUAAUAAAAAUUUACAAAAAUAGCGGAGCCUGCAGCGCACUUAGCGUAGCCCCAUACCUCAGCAACUUUGGUAACCUGUUCGGUUAGACAAUUUUCGUUGUAGGGCGAUAUUCGUCGUCCGUCCGUCACGGUAUUCUCGUUCACCUGAAAAGAUAAAUCAUACUUUGCAUAAGCGAACAGCUGCACUUUACACAAGGGCACAUGGCAAUUUAUGAGUACACGUAAAAGUGUAUGAAGUUGUGCGCUUGCGUGAGUCUAUGACUAAUUCGCAGACCAAACGUGCAUGUGCCACUAAAUGUGGCUGUAACUUUACGGACUGCAAAAAUUCGAGAUCUGCCUUAGCAUAGUGUAAGCGCAAGUUAGACCAAUUGGACAUCUAUAAAUCUUCGUGGGAGAGUAGUCUCAGGUUAACAAACUUUGCUGUUUCAAUGUAACAUCGACCAAACCAAUUUAACUUUAGGUAUAUUACCGUCCUUAGGAGGAUUUAUUUUAAAAUCGAAGGUGUUUCGUUCAACAUAUAUUUGUCAACAGCUGGUUAUGCCACAGAAUCCGUUGUCAAAUAUACGCAUCGAACUCAACCCAUUUUAGUUUUGAAAAAAACACCUGUACCUGAAAAACGGUGUCAGCCAAACGCACGGAGAAAAACCCUCAAGAGGGUCUGAUUUAUGGUAGGAGACUACUAAACCUAACCACUGAGUUCCAUUCGUUCUUCUGAGAUAGAAACUAUGAAUUCGACAAAACUUGAAAAAGGUUUCUAUCAUUUUCUUUCAAUCUUUAGGUAGUCCAGACUGCAGUUUUAGAGAGGAUACGUGUGAUUGGGAGACUGGGGAAGGAUGGACUCUCUCUAAACACUUACCUAACUCAGAUUUACUAAAUUACGGUAGGAUUUUAUUCAUUCAAUUUUUGUGGGCUGAGAAGUUGUAAUAAGAUUUAUAUUGAUUGAGGCCUUGAGCUACUGUAUAUCUUUUUUAUUCCAAGCUUUUGCCGAUCCAAGUAAGGCAUCGAUUGCGUAGAUCGGCAAAAGCUUGGAAUAAAAAAGAAAUUCAGUGACUCAGUGCCUCAAUCGAAUCAUCCAUUAAAUGGACAUGAUACUGAUAGACAACUUCAAACGUUUACUUUAUGACUGCUUUCUACUUCAAAUAUUUUAGAAUAGAAAUAACACAGUAUAACAUCUUUACUGAUUAAACACUGGGCAAUCCACACUGCACAUACCUGUUGGCAGGAUAGGUGAGCGGCUGACAGACUGACUUGCUUACAAACUGACUGAAUGACGGACAAACUGAACCAGUGACGGACUGUUGACCGAUUAGCAGACAUCAGCACUUAACAUAUUGAAAUGUCUCAUAUGUGAAAUCGCUGUUAACCUCUUUCAGACCAUAAUCAAAUAGUUGCAGUUAAUUUUUUACGUCACUAUUAGGUCCAGGUGUAUCAUUUAUUUUUCUCCGCGCCGGAGCGUCUGAAGUGCCUCAUACACUCUCGUCCCCAAUUAUAAACACUCACGAAUGGAAGUGCGUCCGCUUAUGGUAUUUCAUUGGUGCCACAAACUGGUACAAAUCGUCGUUACAUGUGCUUCUGCAGUCGUUAAUAUCGAACCUAUCCACACUGAUCUUCUUCGUGGAUGAAGUGGCAAGUGCGACAAAUUAUACUCAGAUACCGUUACCAAGCAAUUACAGCAAAGCAAAGGUACCAAAUGUAAUUCUUCCUAGUAGACUUGUGAGAAGAAAUUUUUUCGGGCUGUAAUGACGUUUUGAGAUACUUAUUCAGCCUCUAGGUAUACAAGUUCACUUUUUUCCUAUUACAAGCAUCCUUUAUCAAUUGUUUCAGACUGAUUAAUGUCUUAUGAAGUACACUCCCCUAGCAUUAAUGUAGUAAGAAAUUCCGACGCUUGUGACUUAUGUAUAAACAUUUUCUUUAAACACAAUACAGCUAGAAUUCUUUGGUAUUUAUGAAGAGUUUGGUCACCAAAUUCUGGCCAUUGAACAAGUUUCCUUUUCAAAAGGGACUUGUGACCCAAUUUCUUGGCGACAAAAUGGUGAGUUUACAUGUAUAUGACUUGAAAACUAGGUUUUAUAAAUUUAUUUUGUUUAAUGCUGAGCGCAGACUACCUUAAGGACGACUCAUUUGUUACACAAAACUCUAUACUAAUAGCUCAAAAUUCACUUAGUUUUAAAAGUCGUUCAACCGCGUUUCUUACUUUACAAAAUCGCCUCCCUCUGACGUAAACUUUACUCGAAGGGAAUGCUGUUCGUCAAGUUAGCACUAAAUUAUACGUUUAUCAAUAAAUGUGACGCUUUUAACUGUCCUACCAUUUAAAUCCAUGAGUAAUUAAUGUCAUAAAACCUCUAGAUAUUGACGAACCCCUUGGAAUGCAAAAUGGUGAAAUAGUAGACACGCAAAUUAGUUCUUUAUCAUCAAUGGACGAGGUUCAUGCUGCCAGUCGAGGCCGUCUAAACUUAAAUGCAACUUCUGGAAAGGCAGGCGCUUGGACCGCCGGCACAAAUGACAACAGCCAGUGGCUCCAGAUUGAUCUGCGUAAUAAUAACAUCAGAGUCACGGGUGUUGCGACACAAGGGAGAAACGGACGGUACGCCCAUUGGGUAACGAAAUAUAAGUUACAGUACAGCAGCGAUGGGGUAAACUUCCAGUUCUACAAGGAACCUGGACAUACCGCUCUUAAGGUGUGCACGAAAUCCAUUGAGCUGCCCACUCUUUAUGUUUAUUGUUCAUUUUUUUAGCUGACAUCAACCAACAUAGUAUAGCUCACUUAACUGGUUUUUUACCCAGCAAUAACUGUAUCAACUCUUAAAAGUGUUUUAAGCAUGAACAAGAUAAGUCCUAACAUACUUGAUUCAACUGUCAGAAUCAAUGACACUGAGACAGCAUACUUAAGAAACUGAAUGUGCGUAAUCGUUAUUGCUGAACACUUUUAGUUAUCACAUGCUGACCUCGUGUGAUUAGUGCUUUAAAGAUUCACUAUUUUGCUAAUGUAGGAUUUCGCUGGAAACAAAGACCAAGAUUCUGUUGUUUAUCACGAACUUAAGUUUCCUAUCAGAGCACGAUUCAUUCGCUUUCAACCAGAGGCUUGGCAUGGGCAGAUAUCAAUGAGAGUUGAGUUGUAUGGUCAUCAGAAAGGUAUGUUAGUCAAAAGUGUAUGAUUUCAUAUUCAAAUUUUAAAAACGUGAAACUCUUUUUACUGAGCCAGGAUAUCCUCAAAAGAAACCAAAAUAAAACAGAAUUGAAAACAAAACAAAAAAGGAAUAAUAUUCCGAAAAAGAAUAAAUUAUAGAUUUUGAUAAGCAAAACGAUGUGUUACCUCCAUUCUCAAAUAGAAUGCCAGAAAGCUCUGGGUAUGGAAAACAAUGAAAUCUCCGAUGGGCAAAUUCGUGCCUCUUCCAGCUGGGAUGGCAACUCUAUCGCUAGCCGUGGGAGAUUAUCAAUUAAAGCAUCUGGUCGCAUGAAGGGAAGCUGGACAGCUUCUGCAAAGAAUUCACACCAAUGGCUUCAGAUUGAUCUUGGAGCCAACGAUACUAAAGUUACAGGUGUAGCUACUCAAGGAAGGCAAGAUGCCGACCAAUGGGUUACCAGUUACAAGCUUCAAUAUGGUAAUGAUGGAUUGCAUUUUCAGUACUACAAGGAUCAAGGUGAGGAAAAGGUAAGCGAAAAUAAUCCUUCUCUUUGGAAAACCUCAAACAACAUUGAAAGUUGUGAAAUAGGGUCCGGAUUAGGAGGGAAAUUCUACGCGACCAGACUAAGUCAUAUGUUUCUGGCAUUGCUCACAGUUUGGCAACUUUGAUAAAGUUAAUGUAACUUCCAUCCAAGCUGGCCCUUGGACCUAAGAGUUCAAUGGAAAACACGCAGCAAUUUUAAUACACGACCAGCCUCCAUUCGAAUCCUUGCUUGUCGUGAGCUAGCACAAGAAAAUAUAGACUAAGCUGGUUCAAUAUCAAAACCAGCGUUUGACUAACAGAUAAGAGGUAAUAAAAUCACUAUUUUCUUUUGUUUCUCAUUGGUUUAGAUAAAUAAAUUUUACUUCAAAGUAGUUUUGAAGUUUGAGGGGCAUAAGGGAUGGCUGCGAAAACGCUCUCUGAAUAAAUGUAUCCUUUUAAUGUCGACCUAAUGGUUUCUGACUUUUAAAAGCGACAUUUUCAGUUGCUGAUUUCAAAGUAAUGAUAAUAAUGAUAUUGAUGGUAAUGAUAAUAAAAAUAAUAAAUACAAAAACACGCGGUAUCAGCCCGAUCACAUACAGAAAGAUGAACGAAGUGCGAACAAACCAUAAAAAAUGAGAAUACGGUGGUUCUUAAGUGAAGGAUAAUAUUAAUCCGGAUCUCUGCGAGCUCAGGUGAAUUUAGGAGAGUUGUUCAUGUAAUCGUUCAACUUUACACGAAUGACUAUCUUUUUACCUCCAUAGGAUUUUUCUGGAAACAACGACCGUGAUACGGUUGUUUUUCAUCAAUUAAAACCGCCUAUCGAUGCCCGUUUCGUUCGUUUUUGCCCAGAGGCUUGGCAAAACCACAUCUCAAUGAGGGUGGAGCUGUAUGGCUGUCUUCAUGGUGGGCAACAUUUUGAUGUAUCGGAGUUAUUUGGCCUUUUGUAGAUCGAAAAUUUUCUAGGGUCCUUUGCAGGACCCUACCCUUUAUUCUUGGUUGUUUCAUUUUUUUAGGGCCUCUGACAUUCAUACUGUUUUAUGGGUCGUUUUUAAUCUAAUUUUUGUCAUAUUUUUGUUUACCUCCAGAAUGUCAGGAAGCUCUAGGUAUGAAGAAUGGUGCAAUUCCCGAUAGACACAUAAGCGCCUCUUCGCAUUGGGAUAAUUAUUAUGCGGCUUGGCAGGGUAGACUAGAUUAUAAAGGGACAUGGAAAGCAGGGUCCUGGUCAUCACGAGAUAAUGAUAUACAUCAAUGGCUACAGAUUGAUCUGUAUAGUCCAUACAUGAAAGUUACAAGAAUUGCCACACAAGGUAGAAAUGCUCACGAUCAAUGGGUAACACGGUUUACAUUGUGGUACAGCAACGAUAGUAAAAUUUUCCAAUCCCAUAAGGAAGCUGGAACAACGACGGAAAAGGUUAAUAUUACGUUACACCUUUAGAACACUUUUCAAUUCAGAAAGUUUAGGCAUUCGAAACAGACUUUUUAAUGCUGACGUUUUAAUACAAAUGAUAUUUAGUUUUCGGAGCGGGAUAUCGCAUCGGGAUGAACCAUAAAAAAUGCUCUGUUACAUUGCUUUGACGUUUUGACCCAUUGUGCAACCUGAAACCAUGGCCAAUCAGGUUUACACUCCAAAUGAAAUCAUCCAGAUAAAUACUAAGGUGCUACAUCCUAUGGUUAUAAGAAUUUUGGUGUCAUACAAUUUCCAAAAAUUGUCUAAUUGAAAGGGGAAUCUGGAUCAUGCUGCCAACUAGAUCCUCCGCUGCAGAGUUUUCCUAAACUUCGACCCAAAGGCAGGAACUGAAAUUCACAGUUUACAAAAAGUUGCCGACUGGGUUUACAAAAUAGUUUUUAAAUGGCAGCUUCCAUAACUAGUCUUGGAUACCUUCAAAUUCUAAAAUUUUUAACCUAGGAAAGUCUAUCAAAGCUGAAAAUGCGGACUGUUACGUAAUUCUUCAAAUACGUUUUGGUUGGGGAGAUAAAUUUAAUGAUACCUGCAGAAUUUUUGAGAAUUAUAUUCUAAUACCUUUUCAUGCAGCAUUUUGAUGGAAACAGAGACCGGGAUACCGUUGUUUACAAUAAAAUCAACCCACCAAUCAAAGCUCGCUAUAUCCAAAUUCGACCACAGGCCUGGUACCGCCACAUUUCCAUGAGGACAGAGCUUUAUGGUUGUCUGGAAGAUAUUAAAGGGGGUAAGGAGUGUAUUUACAUUUAAAUCGACUAGGCGUGUGCAGGAUUUUUAAAUUGUUGCGUAUUUAAAUCGCCUCUCAAGUGGUCUCUUGUUCUUAGUUGAUGUGCUGUAUUUAUAAUUUGCUUAAAUCUCCUUCUGUUGCCAAAAAAGUUAUUAGAAAAUAAAUUAAUGUAGAGAAGGUAAACAGCAUAAAAAAUUCCAUUUGGAAUUUUUAUUUUAAGUGGAGAAUUCUAUAUGUGGAUUAUGAGCAGACAAGUAGGGAAGAAGACCAAAACUGUUCGCGUAUAUCUUACCCUUCAUUCAAGCCCAUUAGACCCUGGUUUUCCUUUCUGUAGUAUCCAUCAACAUAGCAUGCGUACUUGUCUUCAAUUAUUCUGUCAAAAAUACCAUUUACAUUUCGACCAUGUCUAAUCAGCACGACUUAUUUAAUAUGAGAGGAACUAGUACUAUGAGAAAUGUUAACUUGUAGAGGUGAGUGAGUGGAGUUACGGUUAUCCUCCCACCUUUAGAUUUUUAGCGCGAACAUAGCUUACAUACACGGAUACACAGGAUAGGUACGAGAUGAGAGAUGAAUAUACAAAAAUGUUUCAGGGAUGAGGCCUUCUGUGCCACUUGGCGCGAAGAAGUUAGGUGAAGGUGAAGUUGCCACAAUGAAACUUAAUAAUUGAAAGAAAAUGUUAACUAACAUACUUUGGUUUUUCAAUCAUUAAUUUUAAGAGAAGGCUUUGGCUUUGGCUUUGGCUUGUGAAAAUGCUUGCAAAUAGAUCAUAAAUUUUAGAAAAAGGGAAAAGUCUCUGCUUAAACUCAAAGCCUAAAUGCUGACUCCUAGGUUCAAGCUGGCAGUGUCCUAAUACAAAGUUUUUUGAGCCACAGCAUCCUUGUUUUAUUCCUAAGUUAAUUUUUGGCCUUUGCCAGUGGACUGCAAGAGUUAUUGUUACAAUAGCAAACAGAAACUGGCAAAAAGAUGAGUCAUCUUGGCAGUCCUGUUGAUAAAAGAUGUGACAUCUUCACAACAGGAAUACUGAUGUGCUAAAGUAACAAUGGAAACAGAAUGUUAUCUUGCAUAUGCCUAAUUCUAUAUUCUUGAUUAUUUUCUUCUUCCUUUCUUUCCCAAUAUUUCAACUACAAAAAAGGCUUAGGCUCAAAUAAUUUAUUAUACCAUUUUUGCCUACAUUUAUGUCAUUCUAGAUCUCACAGUGAACACUAAUGUAAUAGGGAACACAGUUGUGUGGCAGAUGAUAAUGAUCAAAUGAAUAAGUCUACUGAAUUCAUUUAAAAGUACUAUGUUUACACACUAGAUGGACAGUACCAUUGACACGGAUAAGUCUCAAAACAGGUCAAAGCCUAUCAUUUGGUCAGAUAGAAACACACCCAAACUACUGUGUCAUGCACCAGGUCUGUUAGUAAGAGCUAUUCUUCAGGGUUCUGAUAUUCAAAAUUACACCAGAGUUAAGAUAGUGUGCACUUAUUUCUAAGAACUCAGAAAACAACACACCAGAACAGAUGGGUUCUCAAGGCAACCCACCCAGUUUUAACUUUGUUUAUUUACUUUUAGAUAUGUAAACAAGUUAUACUUGGUUUUACUUCCAAUUGGUCAAGAAAUUGGCAUUAAUGUCUAACAAUGGAAAGCCAAUAUGAUGAUAAUUAGUUAUUAUUACAGAAAACUAUACCAUAAAAUUUGACUCUGAGUUACUGAAAACAACUCCUACUUCAUAAUAUGGGAUUAACACAAACAUGCUGGUACACAUUUUGUAAUUUAUUUUCCAAUUGUAUACCUGGCCAUCCAUCCAACAUUGUGGCCUUUCUGUGCUGCUGGAACUGUUUUUGUGAUAAAUUUUUUUUGUUUUUAAUUUACUGUGGUGUGACUUUCCCUAAUCCCACUGCUAACUGUGGAAGAGGGCAGACUAAUACAGAGGGUUUCCACCAGCAGCCUACAUGCAGUUUUCUUUUUGUUUGACAUAAAUAGCAUAAUAAUAACAUAAUUCGUCAUAAAUAGCUCCUUAGAUAACUGAAAGAAUAUUGCCAAUUUCAGCAGUUCAUAACAUUUGGGUAUUACACAUAAUCUGUAAAAAUCAUGUUCUUUGUUUCACUCUGCCUGUCUCAUAUAAAACCAAACUUCAGAAGUUAGGUUCUGGGACCCAGAGCCACCAUCUUGGAUUACAUAUUAACAUUGUUUGAUUUGAGACCACAAUGAAGAAAGCCUUUGGAGUGAAUGUGAGCUAGAGCAUCUGUGAUAUCAUGACAAAUGAUCAGCCAGUCUUUGCUUGUCAGUGAACUGUUAACUUUCUCUAAUAUACCAUUGGAUUCUUUGCAAUACAAUAGUUUACUGACUGUUGCGGAUGUAUUUUCUUCCCCUUUGAACUCCAUCACUAGAGAUAUAGGCUCUCUUUCAAGCUGGAUUCCUAUUAUUGCAGGAAUGUUUUUGUGUGUGAGAGUCUACAUGAUUUGUGCCUCCUUUACCAUCUCUUUAGUGCUUUGCAUCAGACAUUGCUUUUCUACCACAAGAACGUUUAAUCUUUUGAAAGAUUUUAAAAUACACCGGCCAUAUGAACCCUGUCCUAGUAUUAAUUCCUUUUCACUGAUUGGUUGAAGCUCAGAUGGAUCAAUUAAAUUAACAGUGGCAAAUUUGCUACUGGGUGGUCCUGAUUUUGUAUUCCUGUCUCUAAUCUGGAAUAAAGUAAUAAACAGAGGAAAAGUGAAGCUGGUCAGCUUAAUAAGAUUCACAUGCUAGAUUGUGUAAUAAGUGGUAAUAGGACUGAGUAGUCUUCGGUCUGUAAUCAUAUGAGUGAUAACAAAAUCAGACGACUGCAUAGUGGAAGUACAAUUUGUUAUCACGAGUGUGAUUACAGACUGAAACGAAUGACACAAAGUCCUUUUACCAAUUAAUCAUAAAAAUUACAAUUUCCAAAUUAAAAAGAACACUUAAAUAUUGUCAUUGCUCAAGGGAAACCAAUUCUCUGUUUUAAAGAAAGCCCCAAUUUAGGAAUCUGUACACUGUUUCUAUGGUGAUUGAAACCAAGGUUGUGAUUGAUUGAUUUAAACCACAACUUUGAAUGUGAUUGGUUGACUUAAACUACAACUUUGAAUGUAUUUGGCUUAUUGAACUGUCCAACAACAACUUGGCAAGUAAAUUAGUGGAAAAUAGGAGUUUUUAAAACUAAUCACAAUCGAGGAAAUUGUAAUUCCUAUGUUAAUAGAUUUAUUGAUAAACUUUAUCCCUUUCAUAUAAUACAAACAGAACUUUCCAAGAUUCCCUGACUAUUAAGGUACUGACCUAUCCAUGAUAAAAAUAAAAUUUCCCUGAUGAAAUGGAUACAAAAUGUCCAGUCUCCUCUUCUUCAUUAAAACAUUGCUGAGAUCAUCUGAAAUAUUUCUUCCAGCAUGGUAUGAAACUCAGUGGUGUAUAAACUUUAAUUUCCCUGACUUUUCCCUGACCUUGAAAUUUCUAUCCCUGGCCAUUUUUUGAUCCGUGGUAACCUUGGUAGGGCAAGAUCAACACUACAUGGCAAGAUGGAAGGGAAAAUGCUCAAAGCUCAAUGACUGACCUUUUCAGACGAAAGUUUAGCCUGUCUGCUUGGCAAACAGAAAUGAAUGAAUUCCCGCUAAAUCAUUUCAGAAUGAGGCAAUUUCGGAUUCCUUGCCUUAUUUUACGAAAAUGAUUGUAGUUUUUUUUUCAUUUCAUCAUAAAAAGGAGAAGAAUUUUGAGGGCUACACUCUCCCCCUCCCCUAUGAGUUAACGUUGAAGUCAACCCCAGGACGUUUUGUACAAUGCAAGACAAUGCUAGUUUGAUUACGUUCAGGGUCAGUUCGGUGAUAUCGUUUUUUGUAACCAACUGCUCAUUUUCUGAUAUCUAUUUUAUUCUAUUUUGACGCUAACCGAGUACCUACCUUGGUUUUGUCCAGGGUCUUUUCAUUCUGUUCGACUAAUGCUUUCCAUUUGCUAUAAUACAUUCGCGCCAAGAAUAUGCAUCUCUUUCCUUUUGUGUUCUCAUUUCUCUGUUCUCCUUUCCUAGCUGUCCUUGACAAUCGUUCACGUUUCCUCCUUUGAUUUCGCAUGCUGGGUUUUUUUUCGAUUGUACUUUCCCGAGAUCGUCGUGGCAUGAUUACUUUGCCAAGCACGCGCCAAGCGCGCGCUUUUUGUUGGCGAUCGUCUUCGGUACUCGAUUCCUGUGGCUGAGUUUGUGCCCGCGUUUCCAUACUGAUAUAAUGUUGUAGAAAAUUCUAGUGGACAGCGGCCUAUCUCAACGCGAUAAAACGAUAAAAAUUAACCGGAAAGCUUUGUUCGCAGUGAAUGUACAACUACGAAGAAUUAAUGUGGAUGAAACAGGGUACAAGGUUUAUGCAAGGCAGACUGUCAACAAGCUCUUGGCAUGGAAAAUGGUGCAAUCGCUGAUGCACAAAUCACAGCCUAUUCCAUCUGGGACGAUAACCAUGCUGCGUCUCAAGCCAGACUGGACUUUAAAGCAAUUGCGAAAUCUGGAGCUUGGUCAGCUAAGAGAAACGAUAAUCAGCAAUGGCUUCAGGUGGAUCUAGGUAGUCAGUACGCCAAAGUUACGCGUGUAGGAACACAGGGGAGGGAUGAUGAUAGCCAGUGGGUAAUCAAAUACAAGCUGCAGUAUGGUAAUGAUGAAGCCAAACUUCAGUUUUAUAAGGGAAAAGGAAAAAAUAUAGAUAAGGUAAAGAAAUUUAAUGUAUUGAAAUAGUUCUCUUUAAUUUACGAAAUAAUCUGGUGGCUUACCUGUUGGUUUUCCUCCUUACAUAUUCCAAUAUUCUUUCGUUAUUACUUACUUCAGAAUUCCGCUUUAGUUCCCUAAGGAAAACCACACAAAUAAUAGAAAUGCAAUGUAACUCAAAAUUAUAUGAAUAAAGUCAAGGUUUCAUUUCAUAGACAGCAUAAAAAUCAAAGAUGACAAAACUUGGAGACAGAUAUCGGGGAAACAAAAAUCUUUCAUAUGUUUAAAUGACCUCCUACAAUGUAGCUGACUCAAAAGUGUGUUUAGAGGAACAUAUUAUAUCCUUGGGUUAUUAACAUUUUUCCAAUUCUCUCUCCUAGGAGUUUGAUGGUAACUCAGAUAGAAGCACUAUAGUUUUUCAUGAGCUAGAGCCACCCAUCAAAGCACGCUUCGUCCGCUUUCGACCUCAAGUUUGGUUUGACCACAUUUCAAUGAGGAUAGAGCUUUACGGCUGUCGAGGUAACGGAGUGGAGGACAAGGUUGCUGACUAUUAAACAAAACAAUUCAUUCGACAUGCAUCAUGCUGUCGAUAAAUGAAACCCAGUAUUGAUAAUCAACCCGCCUUCGUCGUGUUAUUAUGGAGUAGAAAGCUAUGCGCAUUGAUUUCACUCACUAUUGAGAUACAAUCGACUUUGUGCAAUUGUGCAUGUACAAUUUAAUCAUAUACCCUGAUCUCCUGAAAAUAAUAAUUUUAACUUUUGCUCAAAUAUUUCGUUAAACCUUUAGAGUGUCAGGAGCCCCUCGGUUUGGGAAAUAGCUCAAUAACAGACGGGCAGUUAAGUUCUUCUUCUCAACUGGACGAUGCUCAUGCCGCCAUGCAGGGAAGACUUAAUUCUAAAGCAACCGGAGGUUUAGGAGGAUCUUGGUCAGCUGGUAAUAACAAUUCGAGUCAAUGGCUUCAGAUCGACCUUCUCGAUCAAAGUAAUAAUGUGACCCGUGUGGCUACUCAAGGAAGACAUGAUGCUAGCCAGUGGGUAACGAAGUACAGACUACAAUACAGUGAAGAUGGUAAAAUCUUCCACUUUUAUCGGGAACCAGGAGAUACAGCAGGGAAGGUGAUUAGAUUUGUUUGCUUGUUUUUUUUUUCUUUUAGAAAAAGGAUAAAAAAAAUUUUUAAAAAAUGUGUAUUUUUUACUUAUCUUGCCUUUACACUUGCAAGGGAGAGGUACAAUCUUCAUGGCACCACCUUAUACACAAUUAACCCUGUAGCAUUGGGCGGAUUUUUUAUUCUACUUCCUAUUUCAGGUUUUUUAUGGAAACAAAGACCAGAAUUCAAUUGUUUAUAAUGACCUUCACCCACCCAUCACAGCACGUUUUAUCCGCUUUCGACCAGUGUCUUGGUAUCACCAUAUGUCUAUGCGAGUAGAGCUGUAUGGCUGUCAAGGUACUUAAAUAAUAACAUUAUAAACCUACUACUUCUACUACCACUAUUACUACAUUUACUACUACUAGUACUACUACCACUUCUACUACUUUGACUCAACUACUACUUAUACCACCACUAUUACUAUUACUAUUACUACUCCUACUACUAUAACAACUAUUACUACUACUGCUACUACUACUUAUUCUACCUCUACUACUACUACUACUUACUACUACUACUACCACUGCUACUACUACUACUACUACUACUACUUCUACUACUACUACUACUACUACUACUACUACUACUUACUACUACUACUACUACUACUACUACUACUACUACUACUACUACUACUACUACUACUACUACUACUACUACUACUACUACUAUACUACUACUACUACUACUACUACUACUACUACUAUACUACUACUACUACUACUACUACUACUUACUACUACUACUACUACUACUACUACUACUACUACUAUUACUACUACUACUUUUACUAUUACUAUUACUACUACUACUGCUAUGACUACUAGUACUACUACCACUACUAUUACUACUACUACUAUUAGCGGAGCUCGCAGCGCGCGAAGCGCAUCGUAGCGUAGCCCCAUAAUUAUACGAAAUAGUAGUAUUUCAUCCACCCGGAACAAUUUGGACGGGCGACCGUAGGACCGACCGUACAAGGUGUUACUUUUAGCAUGCGCGGCCAACUAUACUUCGGGCACUCUCUUAGCCAUUACGUAAUGGAAGGGCGAGGGAAAAGGUAAUGCGCAGGCACGAUUGUGCGCGGAACUUGGACACCCCAUUAGUGUGCGCCAGGAAACACCGGCAGAUGACAAUGAAGAGUGCAUACUCGAGUGUCGAGCUUUAGUUUAGCGUACGGGGGCACACGGCUAGGCAUUGCACGAGGGCUUCACGUGGGCUAGUGGAUGUGAAGCCGCGUAAGCAAAUAAUUUGCAACCCGCGUUUUGAGCGCGAAAUCAAACCGGUGAGGUUGUAGUUGAAUAUGAAUUCUCAGUAUUUCGAAAAUUCUAAUCAACUCGCAGAGCAACAAUACCGGCAGAGCUAAAGCAUUUUCAACGGGAGGAAAUUGUUAUGAUUCAAGUUUGUGGAGAGAGGGUUUUGAGUGAAAAUAGGAUGAAAAGAAAGAGACUGAGCGCCCAAAAAAUAAACAAGAAGUAAAAGACGUAAAGGGAGUCGAGAAAAACGCGCAAGAAAGUUAGAGAGGACGCCAAUACGGUUGAACUACGGUGAAAGGAAAGCGAAAGAGAACGAGAAAGACAUAAGUAAAAAGGCAAAUAUCUAGCGAAGAGUAACGCGAGAAGGAAAUACAGAGACGCUCCUUAUAUCAGACUGAGGAGAGGUCAUCAACAAAGAGAAGCGAACUACAAAGUAUCCGAGAAAGACGAGGUGGUAAGUCGUGUCUUAUCUUGGUUUUCUCUAACGCUAAGGCCCAGAAAACGUUUGAAACGUUUUUUAACAAUCGUCGUUUGAUACUAGCUUCAGUUUCUAAUUAAAAUCACGUAUCGGUAAAACAAUGAAUUUGGCCUUCAUCGCCUAAAAACCCUCGGGCCAGUUCAACGCUUUAAAUGUUCGUAUUCUUCAAGGAAUUUCUUGUCCUGUCGUUAAGAAUGUUUUAUACAGUCGUGGUGCUAAUGGAAAAGAAGUUAUCUCACGGAUUUUGUUUUACCUAGACAGCUUUCAAAUGAUAGCGAACGGCGAGGGCAAGUUUCUAACUCUUUAUCUCUUCAGUCAACUAUCGCGGGAUUUACUCUGUUCAUUUAAAAAAAUCGCACUUUGUCGAACAGGUGUUGUUUUAGCCUAAGAGCGAAGUGAUAGCCUUUCCCAAAAUUGAAAUAAAAUGAGAUUGAGUCAGCGAUGUCCAUGUUUACACAAGGUCUGACGCGGUAAUUUGAUUUUGACACUAUUGUCAUGUGAGAACCCGUCAAAUAUCUGGGAAUUAAAUUACGGACCGCAAAUAUGUGGUGCGAACAAACUCACGGGUAAACUGGAAUCAGUUGUACUGCUGAGUGCGUGAACUUCAUUGUUCAGUCAUGGUAGGUUUCAGCGCUAUGUUUCCAUGCUUUCUACUCGAUUCGUACGAACUUCAGGAAAUAAUUUCAAUUGUCUCACAAAACAUGGAGCCACACUCUCUUCUGUCAACAUCUCAAGGCGUACUUAGUGCUCGGUUUAUGAUGAAGAUGCUUGCGAUACGAUAUUUUUUUCCUAAUGCUGGAAACUGAAGAAUCGAUUUCUGAAAUCGAUAGUCAACACAUUUUGCAAGAAGCGUCUGAGCUGUGAUCGUGUAAUUAAACGGGGUCUUGGCGAUUGGAACUCACAAGCACGCUGAUAAGCACAUGGUUAGCGUAAAUAAUUGUAGUUUACAGUUUUUGAAUUCGAGAGCCGUUUUUGAGAGUCCGUUUCAGUAACCUUCUUGGAAAUUUUAUGUUGAAUUGAUUGAGGUACAAUCCCGGAAUUUCAUAAGUGAUUAUGAACGGUAAAUUCGUAUCAGCGCCAUAAUUUAGGGAGGUUUUGUUCACACAUUAUCAGUUUACAAUUCGUGAACCAUUUUUGUAACCUACUUGGAUGUUUUCUUUUGAAUUAAUUGAGUCACAUUCUCGGAAUUUCAUCAGUAAUUUACAACGAUAAAUCCGUAGAUAUAGCACAAGUGAAGCACAUUUUAAACCUUCCAUACGAUUUUAGGAAACUAUAAUUAACUGACUCUCGAUAAAUUGACCUGUCAUAACGCGUUGAUUAUUUCAUUAUUUUGUAGCCCCAAAAGCCCGGCUUAUGACUGGGGAGAUACUGAACUUGAUAUAUGUGACCUCUCACGCGAAAACGUUCCUUACGGUAUCCGUUCGAACGGUCGAACGCACGGUAUGUGAACGGAUGACAAACGGAUAGAGAAACCGUUUAAAACGGAUGCCAUGAACGGCUGAACGGCUUCAGAAAAAUUUCGAACGGUUGAAGUCGAACGGCUGAACGGCUAAAGGAAAAUUUCGAACGGUUGAAGUCGAACGGCUGAACGGCUAAAGGAAAAUUUCGAACGGUUUAAGUCGAAUGGUUGAACGGCUAAAGGAAAAUUUCGAACGGUUGAAGUCGAACGGCUGAACGGCUUCAGAAAAGUUUCGAACGGUUGAAGUCGAACGGCUGAACGGCUGAAGGAAAAUUUCGACCGGCUGAACGGCUGAAGUGUUCAACGGAUAAGGUCAAAGUAAACGGUUGAACGGCCGAUCAAAAUCAUUCGAACGAAAUGACAGUAAUUAAGAUAAACGCGACACGCGCUGCUUAGAUCUGAAAACUGAUAGAAAACCUAGAAUAAAUCUAAUCCUGUAGAAACAAAAGCCGGUAAUAGUCUGCGUUCUCUUUUAAAAUAAUUGUCAUGCAACCAUUUCCAGAAUUCCUAAUGUAACGCCAUUAAUUGACUUUGUAAACAUCUCGUUUCCGAACACAGGCGACGCUUUUCCCACCAUGCAUCUUCAGAACUAACAGGCACAAUUUAUAGUGACAAUUUUUACGAUGUGCGGAGUAAUUUUCGCUACCCUAAGUGCAAGCAAUUUUUUUAAGUUAACAAAGAAGCGGGUGCCAUUAUUUUUGUCCGCUGCGUUGAUGUGAGUGUGUACAAUAAAAGCGAAUCAGCGAGGCAUGCGGAUCGAAAUUCUACAGUUUUUAUUGGACAAAUGGAGAGUAAUUGUUUUCAACUUAGCAUAUGAAUAACACACACGCUUUGUGUUUGCAUUAGUAAUGAGUGGAUUGACAUCUUGCCGACGGUACGGUGUAUUCCCUCAGGAGAUUCCAUUUUGAUUUUAGUCAAAAGCGCUUGAUAUUUGCAUACUGUCAAACGUCAAAACAUUUUCGGUAAACUAGUUGAAUAAACUUGAUCUUGAAUAAAAAAUGUGUAUCGAUAAUCGAAUGUUAGGUAACUAAAGAUGAUGGAGUAGUAGAAAAAGAACCGUGACUAUUCAUGAAGGCAUUUGUAAACAAUGCUUAUAUUUACAAAGUUCGUGUUGAAUGUUGUUACUGUUAUUCUCCCACGCGAUGGUACUGUUGGUUUGGCAAGCAUGCUCUAAACAAAGCAGAGUUUAAUUCCUUGCAGAGGGGAAACACGCUAUAUUAGGAACCUUCAAGUGUUUACCAAACUAACUUUAGUCUGUCCGAUGUACUCUUGACUGAUCGCAGUGCGAACACUAUUAACUUUGACAGGAUCACGGCUCGAAACAUCCCUUCCAAAGGAAUUGUAAGCUACGGUUUCAAAACAUAUCGCCAGCCGUUCGCCACGAACAUCCAGUUCGAACGGCUCACAACUUUUUUGAAACGUAUAGCUCCAGCCUUCGAACGGCUCCUAAUUGUUUUUGAUCGGAUAGCUCAAGCCGUUCGAACGGCAUCCCAUCCCGUUGGAACGGCUGAUGAACGGCUUACGAACGGCUAUCCGUUUCAAAACGGCAAACCGUAAGGAACGUUUUCGCGUGAGAGGUCACAUAUUUGUUACACGAGGCACCCUAGAAGGAGGAAGGUUAGAAUAAAAUGAUUACUUUUAUAUUGCACCCGGUUUACAUAAUUUGUAGAUAAUUGCUUAAAAAAUACCUAUUCUCUUUUCAUCCAUGUAAAGAGAUAUUACACAUUUCUUAAACUAAACUCUGAAUCAUGAAUUUAACUUUAUUUCAGUGAGUUUGAAACUUCAUUGUUCAUAAGAACACUUUACUGGAGUAUGUUACAUUUAUUUGCAGUCUUUCUGGUACAUGUGAUUACAUAACCCUUUAACUGUCAAGAUUUUAUUAGUAAUUCUCUUUACUGUCUGCCAUACAAUUUAUGUGAUGUUUGGUUAGAGAAUUUGGAAUUGGAUCAACCAAUUAUCUUCUAAUUUAUAUUUUUCUUUAUUGUCAUUACUCGCCUGCUUGAUAUUGUACUGAUUGUAUUGAUAGUGUAAGGAGAAAUUCUGUCAAGGUUAAUAGUGAGACUAAAACAGUUAAAAUGUGGGAUUUCAUUAUAUUGUAAUGAUAAUUUACAAUUUCCUUAUGCUUUCAAAUGUAACAAAAAAAAAUGUGAUGAGAAUCAGAUGUUAUGAAAUAAUGGAAAAACCUGUUGCUGGUAGCUUAUGUCUUACGUGUUUAAAUGUUCACGGGAAAUGCUCUUCUUUGAAAGUGAGGAUACAGAAGUUUUUGAAGUUGGUAGAAAUAAGCUGUUUGCAAGAAAUGAAAAGCAAACUGACAAUCAUACCUUAAUGCUUGACAUGCUUCACUCAGACAUGUCAGUUGUGUGUACCUACCAUAAUGAUUGUAGAGGUGUCUUUCAUGAAAAAAAUUUUUUGGUGUGGCUGUUGUUCUUUGUUGAUCUUGGUAGCCAAAAAAAGCUGGUAAAGGCAUUGAACUUCAUUUUUAUAUACAUGAGGCAUCCUCCAAGGUGGAAGAGUAGAAGACCAUAGACUGAUGUUUACCUGGCACUUACAUUUACCACAAUUAUAUGUUCAAGCAAUACUCUUCAUAUAUAAAACCAAUUACAUGAUGUCUUUCACCCAUUACACCCUAAUAUCAGCAUGCAUAUUCUCCAUGCUGUUCUCUAUACAUUUCCUGAUGUGCUGGGAAGGAGAAUUUGUUUAACAAUCAAGAAGUUCUUCAAAAGAUUAACAUUUCCUUUAUUCUCAUGACCUUAAUGCUUGAUUUCGGGAUGAUAUUGAAAGGAGAAAUUAGACACUAGUCACUCUCUGGAAUUAAAGUGUUAAUAACUGUAAACAUUUUAUGUGCUCCUUGCAUUUGUUGGCAACAAUGGUUAAGAUUAUUAGAAAAGCAAACAGAUGAACAGAAGACAAUGAAAUGAGGGAAACUGUAAACCUUACCCUAUGGUAGAAGAAAUGAUCACAGAAUACUUAAGAAAGGAAACUUGAAUUGUGCUAGCCAAUUUCCUCUAUUGCCCUUCAUGUUUUUGAUCAAAUAAAAUUUAAUAAGUUGUAGGUUUUGCUUACAAUGUGUUAAAUCACCAGUGUGGACUUGCUGGUAAAAGAUGGAUACUAAAAAUAGAUGACCAUAGGUAAAAGUACACAUCUUAAAAAAAAAAAUCUCACUAAAGUGGUGGCAUGAUUGAUUUGUGAUAUUUAGAAUGACAGAAGCAGGAAAAACACAUAGAGCUUUUUCCUAUUCACUAGUAAGUUUAUUAGAUUUCAGAUUCUACAUUCAAACUGUGUGAGAUUAAAUUUAUCUAUAUCAUGCUUCAUCAUAGUUUUUUUACAUGGAAAGGUUAUUGUUAUUGUAGCUUCACAGAUGUUUUCAUCGCUGUUGCAACUCACCAGUCUGUAACAUAACAAAGUUUCAUGUAACAUAGAAUGUCUCAAGAAUUUUCUAUCUUUCUCUCCAACACUAUUUAUUUUGGAGCACUAUUAACCCUUUACAACCUAACAUCAGUAUGUAUAUUCUCCAUACUGUUCUAAAUACAUUUCGUUAUGUGCUGGCAGGGAGAAUUUGUUUAACAAUCAAGAGGUUCUUUAGUUUAUUAUUAUUGCCUUUAUUCUCAUAAUCUUAAUGUUUGAUUCAGGGGGGGUAUUGAAAGGGGAAAUUAGAUGCUAGUCACUAUCAGGAAUUAAAGUGUUAAAGGAAGCAGGUUAUUAAAAAAAUUAUAACUUUGAUUCAAGCAAGUAUUUGAAUAUGUGAGUAACAUUUGAUGUUUUCACAUGUAACAGGAUGAUCAAGCUGAAGAUGGCGUCAAAAAGGAGUGAACUCGACUGUAACAAAUAGGUCACUACUUUUGAAACUUGUGCACAUGGUAAAUACACCUUGGCUUGCAAUUCUGAUGAUUACAGUUUGCUGAGGUAAUUGAAAUGUCAGUCCCCAAGCAGGAACCACCCACAUGACCUGUACAGUCAUAGGCUAUGAAAGAACUUUAGAAAAAUGCCUUUGCGUCAGUGGAACUGUUAAAAUGCAUAGGAUUUGAUGACUAUAAUGUAUAUCUCUUAGCUUUUAAACUUUCAACUUUGUUUUAAUUGUAAUUGUUUACCAUAUUUAUUUAUUUCUACCUCAAGCCCUCAAAAGUUGAAGCAGGUUAUCUGACUGUCUUUGUUUGGAAUGUAUGAUAAUAUAAUUUUGCUGUGUAAGUUGCCACAUUGUAACAUGUAAUAUGUUUAUUUGAAUUGCAUUAAAUACUCUUGCUCAAGCUUUCCUUAAUGCAUGGUGUUUCUUACCAAUACUCAUACCUAAGCUUAACAUUUAUAUAAGGAAUUGGUCACAAGAUAUGUGAGUUUUAAAGGGUGGGAAACUGGAAAAGCAAAGGUCCCCCUUUAGUUAGGACUGAAAUUAAAGUGGGCUCUGCUAUUAUAAUUCAUGUUUUUACUUUGACCUUCAUGAAAGUUAAAUUUAUUGGCAUCUGCGUAAUGCACAAAGCAAGAAUAUAGAUGACUUAGCUUAAUAGGUUAUAAAAUUGAAAUAGGAAAGUUGUGCAAACCAUAUCUUGCCUUUUAUCCUUCUCUGGAUAUUUACUCAAAUAACAUAGUCACUAUCAGUCUCUCACACUCUCACUUUCCACUGAGCUUGUGGAAAGAUGAUAACCUCAGUAUUUUUUUAAAUGAAUGAAGGAAAGCCUGCCCUCUUACCACAGAUAGUUGUUUUGUGCAUCAUCCAUACAUACGUAGUCUUAUUUGUACACGAAGUUGAUUGUUCUAAGUAGGCUAACCUAUCAAAUUAGUUGUGAAAAAUUUUUUGUUUGAAUUAAUUUUACCUGACAAACUUAAACUGUAUAAAUAGAAACUUGAAAUUUAUUUCUUCUCCUUUUGAGGUGUGCAUCAAAAUUUUGGAAGUCAUGGCAGGCUCGACCUACAGGUUUAUAAGAAAUCUACAUGUGUGUGUGUCUUCAACAUAAAAAACCAGUAAAAAGGUUGCUUAGCUUUUUUCAUUAAUACAUAUUUCUUUUUCUAAGAAUCUUGUUUAUUUGGCCUAUGCUGAGUUCUAAUUUUUCAAAAACAAUUUACAUUCUUUUGAAUAUUCUUAGAUCUCCUAGUAUCAGUUAAUAUUCAUGUAAUUAAAAUAAUUACAUCAAGUCUUGCAGAUGUUUGGUACAUUUUUCCAUUGAUCCUACUGACAUUUCAUCAUGUGUAGGGAUUGGUAUAGGCUAUAAAAGUGUAGUUAAAUUAAAUAUUUGUGCACAGCCUAUGCAUCAAAUAUUUUUAAUAAAAGAUUGUAUCCUUCUUAAAACUAGUUUAUCAGAAUAAGAAUGAGUCACCAGGCACAACUAUGGCUUUCAUGAUGAUAGUUUCCAAGUUUGAAAAAAGUCACUGCCUACUAAAAUCCUCUGUUCCUUUACCUUGACAGCCCAACCUCGUCAAAACAUUGGCAACAGGAAUGAUUAGCUAAUUAACAAUACAGACAAGAGAGCCUAUUCCCACAUACACGUUCCUCAAUCCUGUUUGCUUACUAUGGACACAACAUUUCAAACAUGAUGUAUGUUUCCCUGACUAAUUAUUUUGUAAUGGUGUUCACAAAUUGUGGAAAUUAGUUGGGUUGAAAUAUAAUACAACAACCUGCUAGUAGAUAGUCAAAUGAAUACUUUUUACAUAUCAAUAAAAUUUGUGUUUCAUGUUAACAUGUUGCAAUAACUCUACCUUCAGUAAAUUCAACUAUAUGCAAACAUGAGAAAAUGCCGUCAAAAAAUUUUCAACCCAUUUAAUAAAGCCAAUAACAACAUCAACUCAGUUUUAAAACUUAAGAUAAAACUUGAUUGAUGUUUGCAAUUGAUUACUGUGAUGUAAAAAUGAAAUCUAGGUAUUAUCUCAAGUUUUCCAUUAAUGUCUCCAUGAUCGAAUCCCAAGUCUCUCUUCGUCAUCGAGUUUUAAUCACGACAUUUUAGCUUUAACUUGUCUUCUUUUAAAGCAAACUUUUGCAGUGCAAGAAACAUGUUAGAAAAAAUUUCGUUCUUCAUCAUUAGCUAGAGUUGCUAAGAUCAUAGGAAGUUGGCUUAAAGAAACCUACAUUGCAAGUAGUUACAUCAGAGGUUACCGAAUCAAAUAACAGAAAGAAUCUCUAAAGAGACGCCGUGUGUUUCCCGCCAGAGGAUAAUCAUGAAACAAGUAGUCAAACCUGGAAACUUCAAGAGAAGAUAAAAGAGAAGCCCAUACGAUUCUGGCGUCUUGAUUUACUAAUUCACUGUUAUCACGUGUAUACUCUUCAAUCGACCGGUGAUGUCAAGACUCGAAGUAGUUUACCGUCGUUUCUUUCAGUUUUGGCUCAUUUUCCUGAACCAAAAUUAUCAGUCACGCUCAAAGGAAUAUAAUUUCAACUGAUGCUCACAUCGCACACUUCCUCGGACGAAGAAAAGAUUCUCUUUCUUCGAAAAUUUGCUCAUCACAUUAGGAAUAACAACGAGUUGUAAGAACGUCGUCCCCAGGUUCCAGACCUCGACAAUUCUUCCCUUCCCUCUCCACCCCCCGAACUAGUCUCUUGAUCCCCUUGAAGAAACUCUUCUACGGCCAGUGCUGAAGAGUUUUAUUACAGUUUUUUUUAUGAGAGGCUACAAAACAAACUAACAAGAGCUCCGCUUUUAGGCUUGGCUAAAUUCAUAUAUUACUACUACUAUUACUACUACUACUACUACUACUAGCACUGCUACUACUACUACUACUACUACUACUACUACUACUACUACUACUACUACUGCUACUGCUACUGCUACUGCUACUGCUACUGCUACUGCUACUGCUGCUACUGCUACUGCUACUGCUACUGCUACUGCUACUGCUACUGCUACUGCUACUGCUACUGCUACUGCUACUGCUGCUGCUGCUGCUGCUGCUACUGCUACUGCUACUACUACUUCUACUACUUCUACUACUGCUACUUCAAUUACUUCUACUACUGCUACCUCUGCGACUUUUUUUUUCCUUACUGCUACUACUGCUCCUACUACAACAACUACUACUACUAUUAGUAAACCUUCCUCUUUAACUUUUGUUAGAUGAUCGUCCGUGCGAGACAUCAGUGGAGUCGUGCGGAUGGAACAUUGCGCGGGGUUGGAAAAGAAUGAAAUACAGAGAUCUUGACAAUAUAGGUAGUGACGCCGAUGAUGAAGGUUGGUUGUUUUGGCACAUUGUGUCAUUCAUUGUUUUUUUUUUGCCCCGACCUCUCUCACCUUUUUUUGUCCCUUUCGGUCUGUUUUACCGACUUAACCCCUGGAACAAGCUUAAUAGCCUCUUACAGAGAUUGACGACUGAAGGAAGGUGCAUUUUUAAUGUUAUAUUUCUGCUUUAGGGAUUAUCAGCGAUCAAAACUACGAGAUCCACCUCCCCGACAGUAGCCGUGGCUAUGUCUCAUUCUCAGACAUUCGACAGGCGAAAGGGGGAUCCACCAUCUGCUUUUGGUUAAAGACGUCAAAUGUUGGUUUCUUUAUCGAAUAUAGAACUGAGGCAUCGGGAGAUCAAAAUGAAACGCUAAUAUUUGGGCUCUAUUGUGGUAACAACACCUUUGAUAUUCUAUUGGGAAGCUAUAGAAGGUAUCGAAAAGUUUUUUUUUCUGCUAUAUUUUCUGCUUUAUUUUUGAAAAUGUGUUAUUAAGUCAUGACUUGAACCUGGGUUACGCAAAAAAUACUACUUAAUCUUAAGAUGAAAAUAUGAAAUAGCCAGAGCUGAAGCUUUUUCUGGGAUCCAUAUAUAUGACUCCCACCAUUCGGGCGUGUGUGGAUGGGUUACUGGGCGUUUUCCAAGAUCACAGCAUUCACGGUUAGCUUACCAGAGUAUUUGCAGAGAAAUUUCGAACAGUCAUGUUACCCUUCGAAAUUUCAAACAGGGGAACUUAUGAUUUUUAAUUCAACGAUGGUAGAGAUAUGAAUCAUUUUGGAAAAGAAAAAAGGUAACUUUUGAGCUCGAUUGUGAAGAAGAGACAGAUAGAGUUUGCCUUGUUAUGAACGUUUCCUUCCAUUCUUGGUUCAAAGCUUGUGAAAAGAUCUAUAACGUCUUUCUGUAUACAUUGUUUUUUUUUCUUAAAAGAUAUUUCUGCUUCAAUUAGAACUCUUUUUUUCAUUACUUUUCAUACACAGUCAAUAUUUAAUGGGCGUGACAGAUGGUUCUUGGCACUACGUGUGUGUGCUAUUGGAUGGCAACAUCGGACUACUAGCUGUAUUCAAAGAUGGUCACAGGAAUUUUAAGGAAGCUCAUAGGAGAAGACCCAAUUUUGAAUUUUGGACGGCUGGUAAUAACAGGAAAAGAAAUUAUUCUCACAGAUGGACAACAACCAAAAAACAAAAACCAAAGAAAAAGCGAAAAAAAAUUAAAUAUUUCAAGUUGAUUGGGAAGGCGUUAGAUAUAAAGCAUAUUCUGAUGCAUAUUACACGUUCUUGAGCAGAAGCCAAGUGGCAACAGCCUGGAAGGUGGAGUGUGUUGGACUGUAUCUGUUUGAUUACAUUCUUUUGGGAUAAUAGGAAAUAUAAUAGGACGAGACCCUAUUCGAUUUAGGCGUUUGGUAGCGAUGUAUUUCAAGUAUGUCACUUUGUUAAUUGAAAAAAUGUAGAUAUUUUAUCAAAAACCUGUAACGGAAGGUAGCCAGCAAUAAUUAUGUAAUUAUGGCAGAGAAAAAAUGUUAAAUUAUUUUGAGCUACCAUAUAAAAUAUAUUCAAAGCAAUUUGUGUUUCGAAUACCUACAGGAACCAUGACAGUUGGCUUCAGGAAAACGAACGACAGUGACUCAGCUGUUCUUGGCAAACUGAGUGGCCUCAAUAUAUGGAGCUACCCUGUCCCAAUAAAAGAGAUUCUGCGCAUGUCAUAUGGCUGUGGAACUGAAGCAGGAGACUCCAAAUCCUGGGAAACAGUCAGGGAUAAGAUAACUGGAGAAGUUGAGGUUAAAGACUCCAGAACAUGCAAGGACAGAAAAGGCAAGUGUUCUGUUAUGAGCAGAAAUUAUCUGUAAAGCUUAAUUCUACCUUGUAAUUAAUAGGAUGCUGUUAAUGCUGUUAAAUAAGUAAGGUAUGUCUUUUCGUUAUGAAAAUGGUAUGGUUUCGUAGAAAAGGUUGUGGUUAUUCAUCGUAAUAAAAAAUAACAAUAAAAGCUAAGUUUUUUCGUUUGUCUCGCGAUGAACUCACGUGUGAAGUAGAUCGCGACGUUUCGACUGCAUACUGCCAGUCUUCUUCAGGCAAUGAGGUCGACUGGUCAUGCGUGAUCUUAUAAAGCAUGAUGCUCUACUGUGAUUAGUUGUUUUUUCAACAGCUCUGAUUGGUGCAUUUCGAUCCUUGCUGUUCACUCAGUGAUUUGCUCCCUCGGCGGUGAACAUCGUGAGACAAACGAAAAUACUUAGCUUUUAUUGAAAAUGGUAUGCUUUCAAACUUGUUUGUUUUCUCGUGGAAGCAGAAGAGAGAUUCUAAGAAAAGUAAAGACAGAAGUUUUAAAAGUAGACACGUGUUGAGUCACAUAACAAACUUUAAUUUUGAUAAUGCUGACAGUACGCCCCAGGCUUCCUUUUUCCAUAUUUGGGUGGGCAAAUAGUAUCAACAUAUAGUAUCGUGUCACAUAGUAUCGUGCAUAAAUGUCGAAAUACGGCGGGACAAUUUUUACAGAGUUUGCGUACAUCCAAGGCUAAGAAAAUUGAAGAAUGUGGCUACCUCUACUAAGCGACUUUCGUUUAGAGGUUUUCAUUAUUUUGGCAAUCGUUCGGCGAGAUCAUAGCUCUUGGUCUGUGAUCAAACUUAUGGUUACUGAUGAAUGAAUGUUAUAAAGUUCUUUUUGCUAAUAGAACUGAACUCAAUAUGUUCUCAGUUGGCAGACUUGUGGCAGAUGGCAUUACGGCCCACGUCAAUCAAAGUGCUCUUUUUAUGAGUCCUCUUUACGAUGCGUCGCUUGAUGGCAAGAGUCGAUGUCUACGGUUUCGUUACAUGCUGCAAGGACCUGGGGAGAAAGCAUUGACAGUUUACCGGAAGGCAAAAACUUCUCGUGAAAUACCUAUUUGGAUCUCAAAAGGCGUCACCCGGGGGGACUGGGUUUAUGGUCAGGUUCAGCUCAGCUCCAUGUCAGACUUUCAGGUAUAGAAUUGUGCUUCUUCACCUUUUCUUCGAUUUGCUCAAACGAAGCUGACCUACUUAUUCUUUGCUUUCAUCGAUUGGACAAAACCGUCAGCUUUUCGAUGUUAGUACAAUAAGUUACAUGAAAACAAGCCGUCCAUAAAACUGUGCGGACAUAUCGUUUACAUUUGGUGGAGACUUUUUCUGAGUUGCCACGCGAACCUUAAUUUAUCAUACUUAUCCCAUCCCCGCACCACCAACAUCGCAAGCGCACUAAUAAAGCCUUCAGGCACUAGAAACUGCGAUGAGAUUAGUAAUUAAUUGUAGAAAUUGUUUCAUUACCGAGAAAGGUGCUUAUAAAAGCGGAAAUGGAGAGGAGAGAAGACUUAAUAGCGUUGACAGGGCUGUACAUCGACGAGGGAAUAAAUUGCACAGUGAAGCCACUGUCGGCGAAAAAAGGUGGAGUAUAACAAUGUGAUGAGAUAGAAGGGGGAAGAAUUUUUUUGAAAUGAAAUUACGUAAGGGCGUCAUUGCCACUAAACUUUGAGAUACUUGUGUUUUCGAAGCAAUUGAAAUUGUUAUCGCGCAACUCUAGGACGAUGCUGCCGCUGUCAUUAGCGCUCAUGAGGCACUGUACAUGUACUUCGUGUCUAAUGAUAGUGACACCGGUCAGGUUGUAAAGGCAGACACUUCUUAAAAUUUUUGCCUUCAUCUGUAGUUUCUCUUUCAGCUUGCAGCGAGAACUUAACCAACGAAAUAGGAUAUUUCUUCUCUCCUUCAUAUCCCGGAAAUCUUCCGGAUGAUACUGUUUGCAAAUGGCACAUCACCGUCCAGAAAAACCACAUCAUUCGUUUGGAAUUUCAAGAGUUUUUACUCGCGAACCACCCCAGAUGCGAGACGUGUUUCCUUCAAAUCUUUGAUGGACGUGAUUUAUCUGCGACCGCGAUAGGAAAAUUUUGCGGCUAUAUGCAUCCUCCGGUUGUCAUUUCCUCAUCAAAUCAUUUCACAAUUGUUCUCCGCUGUAUUGAGGGCUUGCGAAUGACAAGAUUCAAGGCCUUUUAUCAUUCUAUUAGAAGUAUGUUACAUCUCAAUAAUUUUAAAUUUUGAAAAUAUAUCGACCUGUUUUAUAUGCAAAAGCCUCCGUGAAAUUGAAUUAAAAGUUCUAGAAUUAAAAGAUAAAAAUCCAAUGGAUGACCAAAUCAAUGCAACUUGAGGUUGAAGUAGGCUUAAUUGGUCUACGGGUCACUUUCCUAAACAUGAGGUGGAGAUGUUUUUCGGUGAAAUAUGAAACUUUGUCUAUUAGCUCGCGGCAGAGAGUUUGAUGAGGAGCAGUAUUCAAUCAUUCCUCCAAACAAAGGUAAAAUGCCAACUGAAAUGCGUAGUGGAGUACCUUUGACGAUGUUUGAUUUUUCUCCCACUUCUCUGCAUUAGAAUUAAUGGUGCUAAAUUGAGGAAACCGUAUGUCAAAAUCUGUGCUUGUUUGUGAUAGAUUUCGGAGUUUGAGAUUCCACCUGGGGGAAAAAAGUUUUGAACCGCAAAAGGAAGGAUAAUAUGAAUGACUACGACAAAGCCAUUAGGGCUAAUCGUAAUUAAUGCCUUAAUUGUAAAUUAGUGGCUAUAUCUAAGUUUUCCAUUUUUCAGCUCAAGACUGGGAAGGAUCGUCUUGCUCACUUCAUCGAGGUAAUGGAUAAACUGACUGUUUGAAAUAAUUUUUUCCAGUUUUAAUGCAAAUGAUGAAAGGGUGGAAAAAUAAUGGUAGAUACUAACUGAAUGUCGAAAAUCGUUUUUAGAGUGUCCAUCAAGCUGCGAGUGUAAGGAGUUUGGUGAAGUAUACGACAAGAGGAUUCUGGUUAUUGGAGAAAAGUUGCUGGCUAUACCGAGUAAUCUUCCCUCAAAUACUGGAGCAGUGUAUGUUUAACCAUUUCCCUGCUUAUCAUCAUUAUCACUACUCAUUAUGCUUACAAUCACCAAGUCUUUCUGCCUACAUACACUGAACAAAAUAAAGCGAUUUGGCAUGAUGUUUACGGCAACCGUCAAACGGCAAAAAGGAAUAUUGAACUCAUUAGCGCCUUUUUCCAGCCGUUUGCAUUUUCACCGUACGAAAUAACGUGUCACUAAUAAUAUCAUAUUUACCAGGGUUUUUCGUCAAAAUCGGAUCUCGCAACUUCACGAGAAGGAGUUUUCAGACCUUACAAUACUCGAGUAUAUGUGAGUUGAACGCCUUAUUCUCUGUUUUUAUUAGUGGUAGUGUUAGGUUUUGCUUGACAUGCGAAAACUUUAAAGAUGUCAAAUAAAUGUAUGUAUAUUUAACCAACUCUCUGAUUCCUCACGCUAUCCUUGGGUAAGCUAAGACAAAAAUAAUGUAUUUUACAGUACACAAUACGUGUCCAUGAAAUUUAUUCUGCAAGUAUGGAGAGCACAAUUAGAAUAGGACUCUCCAGGUUUCUGGCUGCAUUCGAUAUCUUGAAAGAUCAUCGAUAACGAGUUGAAUGAUACUCCUCGAAAAACUAUACAUUUUAGAGAUAUCAAGUUAAUAAGUCAAGUGUUCUCUUUGAAACAGUGACCUUAGCUUCAAUAAUCUGCUCCACUUAGAUGAAGAAUGUUUUCACAACCUAUCUUCUGUUACUACACUGUGAGUAUUGGAUGGCGAUUAUAGAUUAAUAAAUAUCAAUUAGAUCAUUCCAGAGAACCUCAACAGUAUAUUUGCUGGCGAACUUGUCAUCUUUCUCACCUCAAAUGUUAUCAGGGCCGAUAGGGACAUUCCUCCCCAUUGCUUCAUUCGAACCAUCAUCCUGAAGGCAUCUCAAACGACCAGAUCAGGCUGGUGUGGUUGCUUGUGUGACUAGGAGAAAUGGAUAGCCAGGGUAACGUAGUAAGCGUUUGGGAGAGGGCUGACGACGACAUCUUCUCAAUGCAUCCGUCUCGCAUUAUUGCUUAGAUUUGUUGAAAGGAACUGUUAGAAUCGUACUCAAAGGCUUUCUUGUGUUCUCUGCAGGAGACUGAAUUCUAACUUUCUUCGAAUUCUUCCUAUCGGAGCACUCAGCGAGCUCCCUAAUCUAAAAGUCCUGUGAGUAUCUCCAAAUAUAAUCUCAUUCUUUCACAUUGCAUAACAUCAUGAAACGACGAUCGACAAGAUCUUCAUGGACUGAACUCAAGAAAAUGUCUAUUUUAUUUCAGUGACUUAGGAAGCAACCUUCUUAGCAGUAUCAGAAGUGGGGUGUUUGAUGCAUUGUCAAAUUUGAAUAUUUUGUAAGUACUCCUUUUCAGUAACAUUUGAAAGCUGACAAAGAUUGAAAACUUUCAAAGCAUUAUUUCGCCUUUGUUUUUAGGGGUUUACGCGCAAACCAACUGACGAAUUUGCAGCAUGGCGUUUUUGGCAACAAAAGCAACAUGACUCAUUUGUAAGUAAAAGGAUCUCUUUUGGUCUAAGUCAAUCGCCAAAGUCAUACCAUUGCUAUUCAAAACAAACCGAAGGGUUAGGGUGAGGAGUUAAGUUACGCAGUGAAGACAUAUGUCUAACCUAAUGCUUUAUAAGACAUAUUCGAAAUGUAAUAAUGGAUUUCUAAUUUUUAUAAGGUACCUUCAGGAAAACAAGCUGACAGCAUUGCCAAAUGGCUUGUUCAAAGAUCUCUCCAAGUUGGAAGUCUUGUGAGUGCUGAGAUGGGCAAAUUAAUGUCUUCUCAAAUUACUUAAUCUGCUUUAAAGGGAAAAUUUGAUAACUUCUUGUUCAAAACAUGAUAGUUUUCUUAAUUGAAUUUUGAUUGUGCUCAUUGUUUAAAGUAGGCUGAAAAGUGACAUUGAGAUACACGUGAAGAGGGUGUAAAUUCGCCUAUAAAUCGUGUUGAGAUUUUGUUUAACGUCUCUCAUUCGACAGAAAUCUAAGCAGCAACGAGCUGAAAACAGUGACAAAGGAAACGUUUCAAGGUCUCAGUGCACUGAAAUAUUUGUAAGUAGUUGGAAUUUUCAGCCUUGAGGGAGUCUCUCUGUGGUGAUUUGUCUACGCUGAAGUACGGUGUAGGUGUAAUGUCCGUAAAAUAAAUGAGGUCAGUGGUAAAAGAAAAAUAAGUUACAAUGCUCAAUCAGUCUGAGAUUGAACCAAAGGACGUAUUAGCUACCAAACGCUUUUACUUUACUUUACCCUUGUUCGUCAGCUUAAGUGUGGACAAUUCGUUUUCCAAAUAGCUUAAGACCAUUCUUUGUGCAGUGAUUAAGUAUUACUCUUCUCUAUUUCAUCAAGCCUGUGUGCAGAUAUUCAACUUCAAAUAAAAACUUUUGAACAGGUCAAUCAAGUGUUCUUCUUGCUUGAUAAAAACAGGUACUUGGACAACAAUAGAUUAGCUAACGUACCUACAGAUGCAUUCAACGAGCUGACUAGCCUCAAGUAUCUGUGAGUAUUUUACAAUUGAUAUAUUAAUAGCUACGUUUUUUUGUCUAUCUAAAUUGGAUACUUCAUAAUGAUGUAACCUGUCAGUCGACAAAAUAUGUGUAUAUAGAUUAUUCCACGUAUCAUUUCUUAUUUGAUUGAUGGCAUUGUAGUGCAGAUGUAAAGUGUUUUCGUCUUGAAAAAAUUCCAACAGGAAACUAGAUCGUUUCAUCCUUUGUUGUUACGCUGAGAAAUCCGUGGAAGGAAUUACUUGUGAUUCUCCUACUGAUGAGUUCUCCAGCUGUGACGACCUGAUGAAGAACAAAACGCUUCAGAUUUGCAUUUGGAUUCUUGGGAUCCUCGCCUUCCUCGGCAACCUUCUUGUCAUAAUAUGGCGAAUAAUUGAUAAAGAAGAGAACAGGGUUCAUUCAUUCUUGCUAACAAAUCUUGCUGUAGCCGACAUGUUUAUGGGUGUCUAUCUUUUGACAAUUGCAAUUGUGGACGCGAGAUGGCAGGAUGAAUAUUUUAAGCAUGACACAAAAUGGAGGGCUGGUAUAGGCUGUCAAGUUAUUGGAGUCCUAUCCAUGCUCUCAAGCGAGGUAUCAGUGCUGAUUUUAACAGUCAUCACCAUCGACAGAUUUAUUUGCAUCAUCUUCCCUUUCAAGUUCAAGCGUCUUACCUACAAGUCUGCCGUAUUCACCUGCGCAGCCGUGUGGAUACUUGGUGUAGUCAUCUCCGUGAUACCAAUCACCGGAAUAGACUAUUUUUACGAUAAAAGUGGUGAUUUCGGUUUUUACAGUCGCUCAGCUGUUUGCCUUCCUCUUCAGUUAUCCGAAGGAACCCCUGCCGGCUGGGAAUAUUCCGCCUCUUUUUUCAUCGGUUUAAACUUCGUUUCGUUCACGUUUAUCUUGGUGGCGUACAUCUUAAUGUUUUGGACGGUCAAGCGCUCUGCCCGCGCUGUUCGAUCAACGAGUUUGAACAAAGAAUCUGCAAUGGCUAAGAGACUUAUUUUCAUUGUGAUGACCGACUUCUGCUGCUGGAUGCCUAUAAUAAUUAUCAGCAUUUUGUCCCUGACAGGAAAUUUCUACGAUCCGGACAAAAUUGCCUUCGUGUGGAUCGCAGUGUUUGUUCUUCCGCUCAACUCUUCCCUUAAUCCAAUCCUGUAUACAUUUUCGACAGAGAGAACGAAACAAAGCUUAGCCAGAAAGAGGAAAAAUAUUACCGGCAUGGUUAUGAAGUCUUUGAAUAGUCGCGCUGGAGGUGGGUCCAAAAAUGACAAGAUUCACUUUUUUAUAUUCAAUUGUUGUUACAUUUUCCAUGGACUUAGUAGGCGAUGAUUUCUUUGAAAAAAUGCACUUUUCUUUUUGCAUCUUCAUGUUUCCAAAGGUACAACUUUCAGUAGAAUAUUCACUUUGAAAGUUACAACAAGUUGCAUAUGUAAAAAGACCUCUCAGAAAGCUGAGAGCCCAGUAUGAAGUUGUCAUGGUUCCUUAUCUGAACCUUUUGUCCAAGUUGGCUACGAACUCCGUUAACGUGUUAUCUUUUCCUUUCUAUUUCUAGAUCAAUCUAUGGACUGCCUGAGAACAAAUGCUGAAAACACUUUAGUCUCCAUUGCUGAAUCCAGUCCCCGGCCGAUUAAAAAAAUUGUGGAAAAACAGGAACAGCAAAGGAAACUAGUGAAGACUAGGUUAAAGCUGAUCGAGGUAGUGGAUAUCUUUCAAGAAGAUACCAUAGGAAAGCGUUCAACGGUAAGAACCUUUUAAAGAUAUAUCACUGAACUUUUCAAUAGAUACCUACUGAAGUAAGUUAAAGGUAGGUUUCAAACAUACAAUUAGCCUUGUCAUUAUAAACCAACCAUGAAUAUAUCGAUCGAUAUUUCCGUAAGUGCUCCUAUGGAUGGUCCUGUUAUGCAAACGCAAAACGAUACUGCAAACGAAACGAUGAAAUUGUGUCCCCUUGCUGUCUCCUUGCUAUGUAGGGUUACGUCACAGCUUGGUGCGAGGAAGAAGGAGUACUUGGUAUGGUAUUACUGAAGUACUUCGGAAAGGAAAUGAAGGAAGACUGGACUCGAGAGAUCGAUAUAGUUGAAGGUCUUUCUAGUAGUGAAGACCCGCAAGACAAUCUUCUUCAUUAUCGCUGGCACUCUAAAGGUAAGUGACCAUCUUUACUAAAAAUACAUCUGAAAUUUCUGCCCAUGUGUAAGAAAAUACACUCAUUUCAGAGACUUAGCAAAAAACGCGAAAAACCAAAAUCCACAGAAAAACAGGAGCAGCUCUGAUUAACAAAUAGAUUCCAAGUUGCCGUGCGUCUGUUCAGUAAUAGAUCACAGAUGACGUCAAAAUGUGGCCAGAACAAAAAAGUGACACACGAGGCGCAUCCGAGUGUGUCACGAUGGUCUUACCACAUUUUGACGUCCUCUGUGAUCUAUUACACAACAGACACACGGCAACUUGAAAUCUAUUUUUUUUAUACAAUAAAGAAUUAAAAAAGUUUUGAUGAUGACGUCAUCAAUACGUCUGUCCUCCAAUAGAUCAUGAGUGAGAACCAAUCGGAAUCUGUGCACAAUUGAGCUUACCACAUAAAAAACAAUAGAUUCUUUCUUGAAACAAGAGUGCAAUUCCUUUCAUGAAUGGAGUAAGCUUGACGAGGUUUUGAAUUGAAAUAAUCGAAAUGGAUCCAAUCAUUUUCAAUACAGUGGCUAAAUCACGUGUCUUAAUAGGUAGAUACGCUCGAAAGGCGUGCUGAUAUAUUCUAAGUAGGGAGUAGUCAGGUGCCAAUAAUGGUUUUUUUUAGUGUUCAAUCUUCCCGCGCUCUACAGGCUUCUCCUGGAAAAAGCUGAUCGCACGUGGUUAAUUUUGGGCUGAUUUUGAAGUUGGAACUAGCAGGUUGACAUAUUUAAGGCUUCUGGUGCUUUUUUAUUUACUCCAAAAUGCGGAGAAACUAUAUCGUAAAAGAGGCAGGGGGUUAUUAUAGUAGAAGUAAAUACCUAGUUUUGUUUCGGGUAACAGUGGGCUGCUAAAUUUCUAGGUCAUUUAGUUAUUAUACUGCUGCGGCUGUUGAUUUUUAGCGUCUGAACAGAGUAUUGAACAUGGCAAGAAGAAGAUUCAUGGCAUACAAGGAAGUAGUUGGUAAGUUAUCAUUGGCCGAACUCUGUAACGGUCAUUUAAACUGUAGUUGCCUCGAUAAACUGAACUAAGACCAUGGACAUAGCCGACGGAAACUUUGAAUUAUUUCAAUUAAGUUAAAUUUUCAUUUUUUUAAAUUCAAAGUGCACUGUUUUCAGUAUGACAUUUCCUGACUGUACGUAAGGAACCUUACUGACAUUGUAAGUGCUGAUUUAUCACAUAAUUUUUACUGUACGUUCUCCUCUUAAUUAGCCCUUCAUUUCCUUCUGAAUUUUGUUAAGGCUCAUUUGUUACGAUUUUGAGUCGAGCUCCACUUUGGAAGAUUUCCUUUCGGAGAAAGGAAUUGUUAUCAACUUCGACGCGGUAUGCGCUGUAGUUUGUGACGUCAUCACCGCUAUAGAACAUCUUUUGGAUCAUGGAAUAUCUCAUAACAACAUCACAACCGGCAACAUUUUGAUCAGGCAUUGUCCAAGAGUAAGUUGAUAACUGAUGUUUUAGAGCCUGAAAACUUUCGCAGUCCAUUGAUAGCCGUCAAAUUAUCUUAGUCUCGCCUGAAGUCUCUUACGAUAGAUGUGUUGUGGUGCCAAUUCCAGUCUAAUGAGCAAUAACACAAGAAAUGUAGAAGAAAGUAAAAAUCGUGUCUCUUAAUGCGCGAGACCAUUUGCAAUGGGUUUCACUUGAGAAAGUUUUAAAAUCGUUUCUGUACACCUCAUCCACGCAUGUCGGGCCUCAUUUGAUAUUUAUCUAAAAUUAGUGUUCUUGGACUAGCUAGCUAGUGUAACGAAAUAACAAUUUCACCCAAGAGCGUGAACAAGUUGGCUUUUUAGCGGGCAAAUAAAAGAUUGACGAUAAUCCCGCCAUCAUGAACGAGGUCUACGAAGCGAAUUUGACAAGAUCGAUACGUUUUACAGGUACCUCCGAUCAAAGCCGUUCUUGGUGGAUUUUCUCAAGCGUCUAAAGCAGAUGAUGCAGGUGCGUUUACAAACUCGGCGGCCGACAAACAGAGUUGCCAUAGCCACGACAUAAAGCAGUUCGGACAUUUACUAGCAACCUUACUAGGACACUGCCAUGGCUCCAGUGAAUACGUUAAGGUAAUUACUAUGAAGUCAAUGUCAGUAGGUACUUAUGACGACCUAGAAAAAGCUUGGUUGAUUUGCAAUUACUGAUCCCAGGUUAAAGAAAAACUGUCAAGAUUAAGAACCACAUGUAGAUUGUUUACCAUCUUUUAAUUGGUUGCCGUAGCUUUAGUGGACACAAAAGAAAGCUGACAUCUAUUUUUCAUAUAUUCAGUAAUAGUUAAUUAACUACGGUGCAGCAAGAUUACGAAACAAAAUGACCUUGACAAGUGUUCAAGACCACACCGGUGUAUUUCGUUGAAUUAUCUUGCUAGGGCGUUGUUAUCGUAAGUUUGGGCAUCAGUCUCAUGGUAAAAUUGUAACUCUUCUCUUGAUCUCUAAAAAAUUGUCACUGCUUUACAUAAAGCUGUAAGGAAGGAUACAGUUAUCUUAUGCAAUGCACAAAAAGCUGCCUGAUUAAAAACACAACUUCCUUUCUUUUGUUUUGUUCAUGUUCUGUAGUUGCAUGAGAUUAUGAACCUGUGUUUCGAGGAUACAGAGGAGAAGAGGCCUACAGCGCGUUACAUCCGCGAAGUAUUGGAAGAAACCUGGUGCGCUGAGGGGGUUUGGGAUACAUACCUAUGAGGAAACUAAAGAAAAAAAAAUCGAAAUUAGCUUUCCAAUCGCAUUUGGUACCGAAUUUGAAAUGGUUGUAUUAGUGACACCAUCGAUUUCUCUGAGUAUUCGGUCAGUUUUUUUUCUCAUUUUUAACUUGCCUUUACUGAAACAAGAAACGCUUUUCGGCGAUUUGCCUAACAUCGAAAAAAUUUGUUGCAUUGCUGCUUUAUAUUAUGUGCAGGGUGCUGCGUGGGUUAUUAUGAUGGCAAACGGAUAGAAAGUCAGCAGUUCAUUUCAAAAUAAUUUAUACAAUAGCUGCUCAGUGUAUGUGAAGUUCGUAAGUAUUAAUUUAGGGGCGAAACACCCGAGGCUUCCGAAGAGGAUUGUCGGUCCCCGUUCUGUUUCAGCUUCAUUAGUUUCGAUUAAUUAAUUAGUUGACGAAAAUAGACUAU
Pocillopora meandrina is the source of this 41262-nucleotide messenger RNA. The record is from the annotation of a GenBank genome assembly. NCBI's taxonomy places the organism in Eukaryota, Metazoa, Cnidaria, Anthozoa, Scleractinia, Pocilloporidae.